AGAUAAACUUCAGUGGAUAUUCAUAGGAAUUUGGUUAACCAGUUAAAAUUCAUGAAUAAACCAGAUUUUAAAAAAACCUGAAAAUAUGACCAUUUGGAGUGAGCAAUCCAUAAGACUGGAUUAUCCUUGGGGUCAGGAAUGUUGACCCAGGUGAGACUGGGAAUGUUUGUCACAGGUAUGUAUCUGCCUCAGCUAAUACCCUGAACAGUUGUUCCCCUGUCUAGUACGUUAUCCAGUUUUAAAUCUCAAAUAGUGAUUAGGUCACAUAAAGUGGCACUUAUUUCAUCCAACUUCAGGAUUGCUCAUCAGUACAUAUACUAUAUCUGUAAUACAUAUUCGAGCUCUUUAGUUUUGGCUUUCAGUAAAAAUUCACCUACAGAGUUUAAUGGCUUCCAAGCUCUGUUCCAGAAUAAGCACCAUUAAAAAACGGCAUUAAUAAUACUCAUAAAUAGGUACAGGUGGAUCCCUUAUCCAGAAUUCCCAAAUCCAAACUACUCAAGUCCAAAAUUGACCACAUAGGUGGCUGAGAUACUGACACAUUUGUUUUCUGGUGGAUCCAUGUUCACAAACUUAGUUACACAUUAAAAACGAUUAAAAAUAUUGUGUAUAAAGGCUAUAUAAGGUACAUGUGAAACAUAUCUGAAUUUUGUGUUUAGACUUGGGUCUCACUUCCAAGACAUCUCAUCAUGUUUAUGCAGUCAUUCAAAAAAUAAAUAAAUCUGAAAUCCAAAACACUUCUGGUCCCAAAAUUUGCAUAUAAGGGAUAUUCAAACUGUAAUUGAAUAGGACAGUCUGUGGUGUGUAUGUGUAAAGGGAUCGGGGUGAUCAUGAGUCCAGUAACCAUAUGAACCAUGACUCUAGAAUCUUCAUUGAUGACAUCACUGUGUUGUAAGUUGGAGGUUGCCUCAACUGACUAGGACUGUCAGUUGUUUCCAGUCCUCUCGAGUGGAGCAACUCCCCUUGCGGCUCUUAGAGCAGUCAGGUCCCAGCGCCUUUUUUCGAGUGUGUCUUCAGCUCCUAAUUUCGGAGCAUAUAUUUCAGACGAUAUUAUUGAGUUUCUUUUUAACUUGAUAAUAUUUGGUUUUGGAAAAUCCAGAUUCGAUCAUUGUAAGCUUCCUCGGAAGGAAAACAUGCUGCGUCGCAGCGAAAGAUUGGCGGCCCUCCCGCCUAUUUCCUAUAGAGAGACCGGCGUAAGGAGGGUCUUCAAAAAGAUCAAUAGAAAAAGGCAUGUAUUUACUACUGAAAGAGCCUUCGAAGACCGUGCCAUGGACAGCAUCCCUUGCUGUAGUAGAAACUUGGUGGAUCAAAGACUUCUGGUGCCACGAAACACCACAACGUACAAGGCCCCACCAACACCUGUAAUAGCCCCCAUUUGGACCACACCAAGAAGACGUCAGAGGAAGACACUCUGGAUGGGGCUGAUCUUCCUGGCAUUCCUUUUCGGGAUUUCCUUAAGAUUCAUUCUCAGCACCAGGCUUUUGGCAGACAAGGAAAAAGGCAAUACUGGGGAGACAUUUCUAGACCCUCCAGUUCAGGGAAAGACAGCACCUGUGAGGCAAGAAAAUGAAGGCAUAAAGAAAAAUCUGGAAAAGACAAUGGCUGCUUCCCUUCCACAAACACCCGAACUUGACAUUCCUCCCGAUAACACUGAAAAUAUCCAUGCAAAUAUAAGAGUAGGAAUGUGUUACAUCGUUCAACCAAAUGCCUACAAAGAAGGGAGUGAUGACGCCACCAAGGAGGGUUUUCCUUUUAAAUCUUUAGGAGCAUUGGUGGUAAAAACCAGUAAGACAUUUGAGCCAGAGGCACUGGUUUGCCUGAUGGGCUGCUGCCGGAUUUAUCAGAGGUCACCAAAUGUGAUCUUGCAGACAGAUAAUUCACCAGGGAAUUGCUGGGCCAUGGAUGGCUCCCAGGGCUUCUUAAUCAUUAAACUGUCUCAACCCAGCUGCCCUUCAUUUUUACUUUUGGACCACCUUAAAAAGGAACUGGCUCCCACCAAGGAGAUCACCAGUGCUCCACAAAACUUUUCCGUAUAUGGAUUUAGGAAUGAUUUCGAAAUGGAAGAAGGAACAUUUCUGGGGUCGUUUAUUUACAACAUUAAUGAUCAGCCUACACAGAUGUUCAAACUGGAGGGAUCGUGUCUAGAAGGUUGGCAAUACCUAAAACUUGUGAUUGCAAGCAAUUGGAAUAACCCAAACUACACGUGUAUAUAUGAAGUUGGUGUAUAUAAUUAAAUAUUAGCUGUUAGGUUAUAGGCACACAAUAAAAAUAUGUUCAAAAGAAAA
Molecule: messenger RNA, 2282 nt
Organism: Anolis carolinensis (green anole)
Lineage: Eukaryota; Metazoa; Chordata; Lepidosauria; Squamata; Anolidae
Product: SUN domain-containing protein 1
Exons: 12
Coding region: 1131-2231 (366 amino acids)
Cellular component (GO): nuclear envelope; meiotic nuclear membrane microtubule tethering complex
Molecular function (GO): protein-membrane adaptor activity
Source: RefSeq, a predicted model, not a curated record